Trichomonas vaginalis G3 is the source of this 1092-nucleotide messenger RNA. RefSeq names its product glucokinase family. Gene Ontology annotation, molecular function: ATP binding; glucokinase activity; D-glucose binding. The record is from RefSeq and is a predicted model, not a curated record. The transcript has a single exon. NCBI's taxonomy places the organism in Eukaryota, Parabasalia, Trichomonadida, Trichomonadidae. Gene Ontology annotation, biological process: glucose 6-phosphate metabolic process; glycolytic process. The coding region runs from base 1 to 1092 and encodes 363 amino acids.
AUGAUUGACUUAGCAAAGCUCAAUCCAAUGAAAAACUGGGGACUUAACAGAGUUCUCGGAUACUGCGUUGGUGCUGAUGUCGGCGCAUCCGGUAUCAGAAUUCGCGUUUCAAAUCCUUCAAAUGCAAACGAAAUCAUCGAUAUACCUCACCAAAAAGCAAGAAAUGCUCAACAGCUUCUUGACGCAAUCAAUAAAGCAAACGAAGUUAUUCACAAAGCAGUACCAAAAGCGAAGUGUUUCGGAUCUGCUUUUGCAAUUGCAGGACUUAGAAAAGGUGAUGACAUCAUUCCAAGUAACUGGGCUCCUCCGGAUGAAGUUCGUACAAUCAGAACAGCUCUCUUCCCAGAAGGCAUGUAUCCAAAGGAAAAUCAUUACUUGUUAAACGAUCUUGAAGCAUGCGCUUAUGGUAUUUAUGCAAUGGAUCUCCAUGGAGAUUGCAAUAAAUACUUCAGAAAGCUUUGGGGACCAGGAGAGAAAGUUGUAGGAAAAACAAGAACAGCAGUUAUGGCUCUUGGUUCGGGUCUUGGCGCUGCUCUUAUAUUGAAGGACCCAUACAUGGAGAAACCAUACGUUUUACCAACCGAAUUCGGCUUCCUUCAGAUGCCAACAAUCAUGAAAGCUCAUGAGAAUUACGACUACGAACAAAAGAUAUUCCAAUACACUUCUGACUAUUACUACGAUGGAGCUACAUGCCCAGGCUUCGAAGAUUUCGCUUCUGCAAGAGCUAUCAGAUCUCUCCAUAAAUAUUGGGUUCCUUCAUCAAACGUCGAAGCAGCUACAAUCUCAGAUAUGGCUAAAGCCGGAGAUAAGCAUGCAUAUCAAGCAAUGCUUCAACAUUAUAUUUAUUAUUCUCGCCUUGCAAGAACUCUUGCAGUAGGAAUGAAAUGCGACUCAAUCGUAAUGGCUUUGUUCAAUCAAGUUAACAAUGACUACAUGAUUGUCGAUAAUACAGACAAAUUGAAGUUCGAAUUCUUCGAUGGAACUCAUCCAGAAUGGAUCAAGGACACAAGCGUUUACUCGCAGAAGAUUGAUCACAAUUUCAACUUAUUUGGUGCAACUUAUAUGGCUCAUAGAGCAAUUAAUAAGCAGUAA